Molecule: messenger RNA, 4487 nt
Organism: Vitrella brassicaformis
Lineage: Eukaryota; Vitrellaceae
Source: the annotation of a GenBank genome assembly
UGAGUACUCUACCCUCUCCGUCCUAUCAUAUCUCCGACCAUGCGUAUUCUGAUCUGCCAGCACCGGCAGAUGACGUACCAGGGGUGGAUGGAGGUGCUGGGAAGCGUUCCACUGUCCGAUUGUGACAUGCUGGUGCUGCCGGAGAACUGCCUGGUGCUGCCCCAGGCCAUGGAGAAGGGCAUGUCGCCCAUCUCCAUCGACAAUCCCCCCAUCCGCAUGAUGGCGCGGUUCGCACAACAGAAGGCGGUCAGAGGACAAAAGAGACCUGCACUGUUGAUCUCAUUCACGAGCUGUCGUCUCUUCUUGCAGAUUUAUAUGGUGUUGGGCAGUGUGCCCGAGUCGAUUGAGGACGAGGACGGCGGCAUGGCCCUGUACAGCACAUGUGUAGUCAUCGGCCGGCAGGGGCAAAUUCUGCAUUCAUACCGUCGGCGAGGACAUCGACAUCUGAAGAGUGAGAAGGCCGGCAGCGAAUUGGGGCUCUUUAGAACCGAAUUUGGUUUGGUCCGAACACAGUUGUGGACAGAGAGCUCCAUUGGAUGAACAUCACACAUGUUUUUCCGCUACCUGUGUCUCCGUCAGAUUGGCAUACUGCUCUCACAGGAAGUGGAGGACAUGAAGCUCGUCCGUGCGCUGCCCCCGUGCCGUCUGGUGAUCAACCCCACUCUCCAGUCACCCCCUAUCGACACAACCGUCUUCCGCAAAAUCCACUCGAUUCAGCGGCGGUCAUGGCAGACGCACUCCCUCAAGACGGCGAGACACCUGCUCUCCCUAGUGCUGCCGCCGUCACUUGGCGGCCGCCACGGGUCCAGCCUGGGCUCCUACCUCCGUGUGGAUCAGCCCAUCCCCUUCGGCUACGGCAGCAGCAUGCUGGUGGAGCCGCACCGGACCGUCAUGGCCCCCACCCCAGGAGCACUCGCCUUCAGGGUCACCGUGACCAGCCCACAAGAGCUGAGGGGCCUCCUCAUUUCCAUUGCAUUCCCCAUUACGGUCGACCGCAUCCCCCGGCUGGCCAAGAAAAGGGAGAGCCUGGAGAGGAAGCGACACAGCGUCGACAAGAGGCGAGACCAGGUGUCUAGUGGCCGGCGGUCCUCUUCGUCGACGCCUGCGUCAGGCGUGCAGGAGUCCCAGAGCGCCCCUGCUCUCCCGCGCACGGAGGUGGUGAUGAAGACGACCAUCUGCCGCUACACACUGUGGACAGUCGAUCGGUACUGGGAGAGGGGGGAGGUGAUCCCGAAAGACACGCUCCUCGAUCCGGGAAGCGGCGGGCUGUCGCCGGCACGGGUGCGCAGGCAGAAUGCUGUCAGACUGAAGUGAAGCGAGUACAUUGACCUGUUCUCUGUGGAAGUGUAGGGCAGCAUGAGUUCCCGAUCCCACUCGGCACAAGACAUGGGUGCGGCGACCCCACGCACACCAACGCCACGAAAGUCUCUCAUUGGUGCAAGUCCGCGCACACGGGCGCUGCUAUCAGGUACGUGUCUCACACCCAUUCAUGUCGGCUACAGAGGGAGGUGGGUUAUGUGCGCCUGCGCAGGUCGUGGGUUCAUUGCGGUCAUCUAUGGCGACUUUGGCAAGGAGACACCCUCUGACUCAUUGGCCAUCACACGCGCCUUCGCCGUGCCCUCUCUGCCCCCUGCACACCCCCGCACAUCCACCAUCCGGCCUGCAUCGGCGUCAAACACGGCCCCGAGACGCAUGCAGUCGCUGACUGCUCUGCCAGCUAUUAGAGGCAAGAAAUCGCCCCCGCCGUCAUCCAUCGAUGUCCGGCCGCAGUCAUCAUUGCAGGGUGUGGGGAAAUACGUCGUGAAUUUCGCAAUGGGGGAGAUGGCGGUCAUCGAUCCAGUCGCCAAGACUGUCGUCUUCUCUCAACCAUUGCCUGUGGGGCAGAAGGUACGUUCCGUGUGGUGAAUGCCGUAUCGAGACACAAACCUCUGUGUCUCAUGCCCAUCAGCUGACGGCUCUUGCGUCUCUCCCCUCGAUGUCGUCUCUCUCGGUCCGCCAGCCGCCCAUCGUGGCCGAUCACGCCACAUCAGACGGAUUCCUCGUCGCCUCAACGUCCACCAUCUCACGGGUUGAGUCGCCCGUGGGCGGCGGCACCAAGAGGAUCCAUCUCACGGCCUGGAAGGCGGGGCAGCCCGUCCAGUCCAUCGUACUCACGCGGCAGGUGGUGCGGGAGGCAAUCGUCACGCGAAGGGCCCAGUAUCUCGAGACAGACGGCGAUGAGCAGCACGAGGAAUCCCCAAUGGUCCAAGCCGCCACCAAGCUGCGGUUCCACACAGAGGCGACACAAGGGCCUGCCGUCGACCGCUUUGGUACGGACGUCUCAAGCAUCCUGUUCGAGCUAUCCGACAACUCCCCCUCGGCAUUCGAGGCCUCCCACGUCCACUGGCUGAGCCCAACAUGCCUUAUGGGCCUCAUCGGCCCACCCACCACUUCACAGGGGGCGUUCACCAUGGUGUUCCGCCUACAGUGGAGCAUCGAGAGGCGAGACGUGCCCAGGUUCAUGGCAGUGCCGUGCGGAGUCACUCCGGGGUCCGUGUGCGCAUCCCAUGCAGUGCGCCAGGGGGUGUUUGACGUGGCUGGGCUGCGGGGGGAGGGGCGGAUGGGGGGCGUCGGGAGGACGGGCCCCCUGUAUGUGGUCAUCUGCAGGGAGGGAACCGUCCUGAUCUACUUCUCUGAUGAAGACCAGCUGGAAUCAAUGUUAGAGACAGAGAGAGAGAGAGAGAGACAGAGAGAGAGAGACGUGAUACGUCUUUUCCAAAUGUCAGAUGUGUGACGCUCUUUGACGAGAUGCAGCUGUCCCCCGCCAGCCGGCACAAAAGGUCCACAUCGAGAAAGAGCAAAGCCGACGGCCCCAUUGCGCGCAUCGUUGAGGGGCCGCACACCGACGACAGCGACAUAGUCGACCCCAUUGUGACGGCGGCAGUAGUCUCGGCGCCUUCGUUUCUGUGGGUGUUCUGCGCCUACAAGAGGGGCGAUGUGAAGCUCUUCCAGCUCAAUCUUGCCGAGCAUGUGACCGCCAAGGUGAUCGCGUCGACGCACUUCAAGCACUCAUUCGUGCGGCUGAUGGUGAUCCCACAAGGCCUGGCACACACCCAGCCGCAGCCAAAGCCACAGCCGGCCCAUGCACCAGCGAAACACCCACACCACCCACAGCAGCAGCAGCAGCCGCAGCCGCAGAGUGACAGCUCGUCUGACAGCGACACAUCAUCAGGCGACACCGACAUCAUCCCAACUUUCACCCUUCAGCGGCCCCGGCCGAAAGUGAUGAUGAGACACAAACGAGAAAGACGGCACUUGCCGUCAUACGGUCCACGGAGAGACACUCGCGCAUCUGUCACUGAAGACGGGAUCAGGCGACGACAGCAGAUGGCAAGAGUCGCCGCCCACAGGCAGCACAGGCAGCUGCACAGCAGCCACAAGGUCUACCGUGAUUGCUACCCCGUACCAUUCGAGAAACGAGGCUAUCGCGGCAUCCGGCUGCCAGAACCUGAAAAUGAUGACGACACAACAGCGUCACGGCAGCCUCCCGCCCCCCAGCGGUCCCUGGGCAGCGCCAGCGGCUCAUCAUCACGGCAAGGCCGCGGCAAGGACGACGAAUCGGCCUUUCAGAUGGACUUCCGCUUCACACGCGAAGGAAUCCGUCUCCGAGUCCAAGGGAUUCUCACAGGCGGCGACCCCACUCUCUUCACUACGGCGAGCGGCUUGCGGUUCCGCUGGGGCGACAGCGAGCGGCUGCGUGCCAGCCGGACGAGCACAGGUCUCGAACAGAUAGUGCAGCGCGCCAUGGAUGAGCAGAAACAGAAGGACACAUUGGAAGAGCUGGAGGGUCGUGGGAUGGCCCACGGGCUGGCCAUCAACGACUGGACGAAGCGGCAGGGGUGGCUCGGGGUGGGCGUCAACAACACGGGGGCCCUCGUCAUGUUCUUGUACCAGGAGUACAAGUUCCGGAACCUCUUCAACUGCUGGUCGGUGGCCCAAGAAAGAGAUGCUCUUGCUCUGCGUAUGUGAGAACGGAUGUGUGUGGGUGUGUGGGUGUGUGGGUAUGCAGUGAGCAACUCGACCGUGGCAAGUUGAUGUGGGACAUCGUCAGCGACGGAGACAUACUCGCCGCAAUACUUGACGACGGUACCACACAAUGUCAUAGCGCCUCUCUCACCAUACAUAACACAUUCCCUGGCUGUCUGCUGUGCUGUGUGUCGUCUGUGCAGGGCGAGUUCGACUGUUUGAGUUUGAGGACCCCUCAGCUGCAUUUCUCCCCUUCAACUCGUUCUACAUUGCCGAGGGGCCGCAUUUGGUGCCGCCGGCACCCUUCCCAAACCCCGAAUCGUGCUCCCCACACCCAGCCGCCAAAGACAACCGUCCCAGCCUGGCAGAGAUAUUGACCAUGCCGGCGUCUAAGAGGGAGAGCGUAGCUUGAAGGGUGAUGCAUGACAUUAAUGACACACGUAGAGACAUGACUGCACUAUCUCUUUGUCAGUCAAUCGCGU